GCUUUGUUUGAAGCCUGUUUCCUCUAUGUAUUCUUCAUUCACCAAAAAUAGAAAGAAACUCAGCUCCUACUUGCAUCCUAGCAGAGCUAACAAGAGAAAAAAGGAUGAGCUGCGGAGAAAGCAAGGUUGUGUGUGUGACGGGAGCAUCUGGUUUCAUAGCAUCAUGGCUGGUGAAGUUCUUAUUGCAACGAGGUUAUACUGUCAAAGCCACGGUUCGGGACCCAGACGAUCAAAAGAAAACAGAACACCUACUCACACUUGAUGGAGCAAAGGAAAGGCUUCAUUUGUUCAAAGCAGACUUGUUAGAAGAAGGGUCUUUUUAUACGGCAAUUGAUGGAUGUGAAUGUGUUUUCCAUACGGCGUCCCCUGUCCUACGCUCAGUCUCAUCAACUAAUCCGCAGGCAGAAUUAAUUGAGCCCGCUUUGAAAGGUACGCUUAAUGUCCUCGGAUCGUGUGUGAAGGUUCAGUCUAUCAGAAGGGUGGUUAUAACAUCCUCUAUGGCAGCAGUUGGAUUUAAUGGAAAACCUCUUGCUGCUGAUGUAAUAGUCGAUGAAUCUUGGUUUUCAGAUCCUGCUUUUUGUGAAAAAUCAAAGCUUUGGUAUAUGCUUUCAAAGACAUUAGCUGAGGAAGCUGCUUGGAAGUUUGCAAAAGAAAAAGGAAUUGAUAUUAUUACAAUAAAUCCGGGAUGGGUGAUCGGCCCUCUCUUACAGACAACUCUGAACUUGAGUGAGGAACUAGUUCUGAAACUCGUAAAUGGGACCGAAAAGUUUCCCAACAGAACUUACAGACUUGUUGAUGUUAGAGAUGUUGCUAUUGCACAUAUUCUAGCCUUUGAAAACCCAUCAGCUAGUGGACGUUAUUGUUUAGUUGGAAGCGCAAAACACUGUUCAGAGGUUGUGAAAAUGUUGUACGAGAUCUCCCCUGCUCUCAAUCUUCCAGAUAAAUGUGCAGAUGACAAGCCUUUCACACCAACCAACCAGGUAUCCAAGAAAAGAACCCAAACUUUGGGUGUAAAGUAUACUCCGCUUGAAGUGUCUCUGAAGGAUACUGUUGAAAGUUUGAAGAACAAGAACUUCUUCUAAUUGUGGAACUCAUUCACAAGUCAGGAAGCAGUUAAAGAUUGAUAGUAUGUGUAUGUCUACCUCUGUUGUUUUAUUAUUUAUGAGAUCAUUGUCUUGUGUGACUUAUGCUUGAAGUGAUGAUAUGCACAUAAAAGUACCAUAAUGAUGCUUUGUAUCAUUUGCAAAAAUUCAACUUAUCAGAAAGCAUAUGGGAAUAAUGUGUUGAUUA
This is a messenger RNA of Rosa chinensis, 1290 nucleotides long. Its product is annotated as phenylacetaldehyde reductase. The coding region runs from base 105 to 1082 and encodes 325 amino acids. The record is from RefSeq and is a predicted model, not a curated record. The transcript has 6 exons. Gene Ontology annotation, molecular function: oxidoreductase activity, acting on the CH-OH group of donors, NAD or NADP as acceptor. NCBI's taxonomy places the organism in Eukaryota, Viridiplantae, Streptophyta, Magnoliopsida, Rosales, Rosaceae.